CCGCUUAUAUGCGCCCACGGUUUCCUUCUCAGCAGAGGAAAACCUGUCCACGGCUUCGUCUCGCUUGGUAGAUCGCCGCUUCCAUCUGUUCGCUGAUGGCGUCGUCCUCCGAUUUCUCCACUGGAGAUGCUGUGAUGAAGAGACAAAACAGGGGGUCUCCUAUCAAAUUCCUAGUCCCUCUCAUAUACGCUCCCAUCCUCCCUCUCAUUCGAAUCGGGCUGCGGCACAACCCGGUGAUGAGGGAGCGGUUGUUCUUCGGCGUGUUGGCCGGUGCCUUCGCUCACGGGGCGUACCUGGUAACCGAUUUGUACGACAUCGAGAGCAAAUGAGCUUCACAGGCUGCUUCAGAUGGUGUUAUAUUAUUAGCGGGCAACAUUGCUUUCUGAUUCUACGUAGUGCAUUUUCAACAUCAAACUAUAUCUGAUUUAUAUAAUCAGCAUGGUAUUCUACAUGUUUCUUUUCCACAAAAAUGUUAGUUUCUUUUCUUUGGUCUAACUAAUUGAUAUGGUUACGAUGCCAAGUUUCUGGAGUACUUAAAACUUAUGCUUCAGUUCAUUCUUUAGAAAAUCAAACCAACUUUUUCUUCA
Messenger RNA from Musa acuminata subsp. malaccensis (wild Malaysian banana), 587 nucleotides. RefSeq lists its product as uncharacterized. Gene Ontology annotation, cellular component: chloroplast. The record is from RefSeq and is a predicted model, not a curated record. NCBI's taxonomy places the organism in Eukaryota, Viridiplantae, Streptophyta, Magnoliopsida, Zingiberales, Musaceae.